UGUUACAAUUCAACAUAUUCGCUUGUUUUUAUGUAUUUCAGUGGUCCGAAAUAUAAAAAGGCGAUGAAAGAGCUCGACGUACAACCGGUCUCGGAAAAAACAUACAACAAAUGCCUUGGCCUGUUUGUAGCUUGCCAUAUCCUCGAACGCGGCGGGAGAGUUGGCUACUUUUCCUGUAUGAAGGUUGGCGAGCUUAAACAGGCCAGGGAAUAUGAAGACCAAAGAUUGUUACAAAUUAUAGCGGAAGAGCAAAAAAUUAGAGACGAAGUAGGUUUUCUCACAAUGUCACGAGAAGACUACGAAAUGUUUUUAAAGCUGGUCAACAUGUUUCAAAAUAUCAAAGACAGAGACGAUAAAGAGUACGCAUUAGGCACCCCUUCCAAGAAACAAAUGCGGGUCGACAAGUGCGUCAGAUCCGCACUGGCAAAAGUAUUCGGCGAAAGUAUCAGUAUUACUUUAAUGAGAAAAAUGACUGAAACCCUGGCCUCAAGUAUGCCUGAAUCUCAGCAGAGAGAUGUGGCCAGGGCAUUGGGCCAUUCAGUAGAAAUAGCUCAGAAAACAAAAUUAUCGGAAAAAACAAUCUGA
Molecule: messenger RNA, 585 nt
Organism: Styela clava
Lineage: Eukaryota; Metazoa; Chordata; Ascidiacea; Stolidobranchia; Styelidae
Source: RefSeq, a predicted model, not a curated record